GACCCGAAGAGCGCGCCCCCGAGCGCACCGCCGCCCCCCCGCCCGCCGCGCCUGCCGGCGGACUGGAGCGCGCUCUGGUGCGAGGAGCGCAAGGCUUAUUAUUUCUGGCACCUGCCCAGCAACCAGACCUCCUGGGAGCCGCCCCCCGCGGCCGCCGAGGACGCCGUCCAGGGGGCCGAGCCGGAGGCGGAGCAG
Molecule: messenger RNA, 195 nt
Organism: Prorocentrum cordatum
Lineage: Eukaryota; Dinophyceae; Prorocentrales; Prorocentraceae
Source: the annotation of a GenBank genome assembly